AUGGUUAAGUCGUCAGAGCAUCCUCAUGAUGUGGAGAUUACUGAGCCCUAUGAUGCAGAGAUUCGAGUUGAGAGGAAUGUAGCCUCUUUUCUUGAUGAAGACCCGAAUUUUGACUACCAUGACAUACCUCCAAACUCGGAUGAUGAAGGUGGUGGAGAGAAGUUUGUAAGAUUAAAAAAAGGUAGUGGUCAGUUGCAGUUUAAACAAGUGUUUGACACUCUAGAAGAUUUCAAAGAGUGUUUGAUAGAUUAUGCUUUGAAGGGAGGAUACAACAUUAAGCUUGAUAGGUGGGGGAAAGAAAAAAAUGGAGCUGUUUGUUCAAUGGAUGGUUGUCAUUGGAGGUGUUACUAUUCGUUUCAUAACCCCAUUGGGAAGUGGGUUCUGAAAACAUUUGAAGAUGAUCACAAUUGCACACCUGAUGGGUAUUGUAGAUUACUAAAGUCGGCUGUGGUGGCAAAGAUGUUUAUGGAUGAGAUAAGGUCUAAUCUUGAUUAUUCACCGAAAGCUAUACAAUAUGAGGUCCAAAAGAGGUUCAAUAUUAUGAUCACACCUGAUGUAUGCAAGAAGGCAAAGAAAAAAGUAUUAGAUAUGAUUCACCGUGACCAUAUAGAGCAGUUCUCUAGGCUCAGAGAUUACAAAGAUGCAAUCCUUGAGACUAAUCCUAACUCCACUGUGGAGUUAGACACUAUCAUUGGUGAUGAUGGAUCAGAACUAUUUCGAAGGUUCUAUGUCUGUUUUGAUGUGUUCCGCAAGUUAUGGCCAAUGUGGUGUCGACCCAUAUUUGGUAUUGAAGGGUGUUUUAUCAAGUCUACAUUUAAAGGGCAAUUGUUGGCUGCUGUUGGAAGGGACGCCAAUAAUGGCUUGUACCCCAUAGCUUGGGCUGUUGUUGAUGUUGAGGAUGAGGAGAACUCGACAUGGUUCUUAAGUCAUUUGAAAGAUCAUUUUCAUCUGCAAGAGGGUCAAGGAUUCACAGUCAUUUCUAAUAGACAAAAGGGCUUGUUAAAUGCAGUAAACAGGGUGUUGCCUUAUGUUGAACAUAGGAUGUGUGCUAGGCAUAUCUAUGGUAACUUGAAGGGUGCUUUCCCUAAUCAAAAUGAAGUGAAGACUCUGUUUUGGCGUGUGGCAGAAAGCUAUACGGUUGCUGAAUAUGAAGCAAACUUGCAAAAUGCAAGGAACUAUGAUAUCCGAUUAUAUGAUGCCAUUAUGCAGAGAAAUCCCAGGAAUUGCAGUUUAGCUUUCUGUUCACCUACAGCCAAAUGUGUUGAUGUUCACAACAACAUAUCAGAGUCGUUCAACAAUGCCAUCGAUCCAGCAAGGUACGUACCAAUGGUUGAGAUGUUGGAGACUAUUGGAAGAAGAACCAUGGUGCGUUUUGAUUUGAGGAAGACUGCGGCCAGUCAGUAUACAGGUCGAAUCACUGAGAGGGCAAAAGAGAUCUUAGAAGAAGAAGCUAAGUACAUUAAGUAUUGCUCAUUUUUCCCAGGUGCAGACGGUAGAUAUGAUGUUCGUGAGUCUGGUAUAAAUCACAGUGUGAAUCUUAGGCUGAGGACAUGUGUUUGUAGAAGAUGGGAUAUGAGUGGAAUUCCUUGUCGCCAUGCUCGUGUGAUCACCGAGAAGAAGCUUAAUCGUGAAGAUUACAUUAGCGACUGGUAUUUGAACUCGAGGCAGUUAUGUAUUUAUAGUAAUUCGGUUGCACCAGUUAAUGGUAUGUUGUUCUGGCAUAGAACUGGUUCUGUUGUGGUACCACCUGCUGCUUUAGUUGAACAGAUUGAAAACAGGAAAGGUAAGAAACCAAAGCUGAAGAGGGAGAAAGCAAGGCAUGAGUCUCCUACAAAAAAGAAGAAGAAGAUUAGUAGAGAGAAUAGGAUCAUGCAUUGUAGUCUAUGUAAUUACCCUAGACACAACAAAUUAAGGUGUCCUAAUGCUGGAGUGGAGAGAUACCAACCACCAAGGAAACCAAGGAAGAAGAAGCAGUCAUCAAAUGCAACUCAAGGAGCUGAAGGAAGUCAAGUAGCAAUUCGCACUUUCGAAGUGUGUACGGAUAUGAAAUGGCCAUUUUCCCGGUAUCCGAGGCAUCUCAGCCGCAAUAUUUGGCUUAUCCUCGACAUGUUCAUGUAUAUAUGA
Molecule: messenger RNA, 2124 nt
Organism: Camelina sativa (false flax)
Lineage: Eukaryota; Viridiplantae; Streptophyta; Magnoliopsida; Brassicales; Brassicaceae
Source: RefSeq, a predicted model, not a curated record